AUCAGUCGCAAAGUGCAAAGUUAUUUCACGGUGCUGAUAACGGAGUGAUAGGUAUCCUACAGUGACAUUAAUCUGUUUGGAGUUAUAAAUGUCGUGUUAUCUCUUGGAAUAGGUACAAACUCGAGGCGAAAAUGCAAAUAGAUUUGAUCACAGUGGCAGCCAUCGGCGCCAUAAUUCUUCUAGUGGUUCACUAUAUAUCGAAGAAAUACCAAUAUUUUCUGUCAAAGCCAAUACCUUGUCUCAAACCGACGUUCUUUUUCGGAAAUAAUGCCCCUCUGCUGUUUCGCAAGCUGGAUAUGGUGACACAUAUUAACAGGAUGUACCGCACAUUUCCCGAUUCUAAAUUUGUUGGAUUUUACGACUUCAUGAAACCAACAUACAUGUUACGUGACCCCGCGGUGAUCAAACAGAUCGGUGUGAAAGACUUCGACUAUUUCACCGAUCACACGGCUAUAUUUAACACUUCGGAGGACGACGAUAGCCUGUUCGGAAAUUCACUGUUUGCGCUGCGAGGUCAAAAAUGGCGCGAUAUGAGGGCUACCCUGAGUCCGGCCUUCACCGGAAGUAAAAUGCGGCACAUGUUCGAACUGGUGGCCCAUUGUGCCCAAACCAUGAACGAAUUCUUCCGAGCGGAAACGGAAGCCGGAAAGCCGCUGGAGUACGAAAUGAAGGAGACUUUCUCGAGAAUCGGGAACGAUGUUAUCGCUACGGUUGCAUUUGGUAUUCAGGUAGAUUCGCUGAAGGAGCGCGAAAAUGAGUUUUAUACGAAGGGAAAACGAUUGGUCGACUUUCAAUCUGUUAAGGCAGUAACGAAAUUCUUGAUGAUGAGGGCUACACCUGGAUUGGCGCGAAAGAUGGGAAUUGAAUUUAUUGAUUCGGAUUUAACAAACUAUUUUAAACGAAUGAUCGUUGACAAUAUGAAACAGAGAGAAAGUCACGGAAUUGUACGUAAUGACAUGAUUCACAUACUGAUGGAAGUUCGGAAAGGUGCCUUAAAGCAUUCGAAAGAUGAGCACGAUCAGAAGGAUGCAGGUUUUGCGACAGCUCAAGAGUCCACUGUUGGAAAGGCAACCCACUCUCGGGAGUGGACGGAGAACGAAUUGGUUUCGCAGUGUUUUCUGUUCUUCCUAGCAGGAUUUGAAACCGUCUCAACGUGCAUGAUGUUCACGACGUAUGAACUGGCGGUUAAUCCUGACAUUCAAAAUCGUCUUUACGAAGAGAUUAAGGCCACCGAGCAAUCACUCAACAACGAACCGUUGAAUUAUGAAGUGCUGCAAAAAAUGACGUACAUGGAUAAGGUCGUUUCGGAAUCCCUUCGUAGGUGGCCUCCGGCCGUGGUUUCGGAUCGAAUAUGUGUUAAAGAUUAUCGGUACGACGACGGCGCUGGAACAGUAUUCACAAUAGAAAAGGGACACUCCAUUUGGAUGCCAGCGAUAGCUAUUCAGAAUGAUCCGAAAUACUACCCGAACCCGGAAAAGUUUGAUCCGGAGCGCUUCGAUCAGCAAAACCUAUCGAAAAUCGAUACCGGAACGUAUAUUCCCUUUGGGAUUGGUCCCCGUAAUUGCAUCGGAUCCCGUUUAGCGCUAAUGGAGGUGAAAUUGAUGUUGUACUACCUGUUGAAGGAUUUUGUGAUGGAACCGACCGAAAGGACGGAUAUUCCGUUGCGAAUUAAGAAGAAUGCAAUUACCCUCCAGGCGGAGAAUGGUGUGUGGGUGAAGUUGAGAGCAAGAAAUGAAAUUAAUGGGGAGACCAUAAAUUAGUUACGGAAAACUGAGUUGUUCAGGCCGAAGAUGUCUUGUAACUUUGUUGAGUAAAUUGUUGUAAGUUGUGCCUCUUGAAUAUUUGUUACUGUGAUUUGAAAAUUUGUAUUAUGGAAAAAGCUGUCAAUUUCCAAAGUGUUAAUAACAUUUUGCCACAUUAUACUGCUUCUGUAAUCAAUGUAGUCGGUAAUAUAAGUGUUCAAGAAUUUAAAGUGUCUUAGAAUUUUAGGUAACAAUAAUAUUUGUUAGUUUUUAACCAAAAUGGAACUGUAAACCUGGAGACUAGUCUAAAGUUCAU
Messenger RNA from Sabethes cyaneus, 2058 nucleotides. Its product is annotated as probable cytochrome P450 9f2. The record is from RefSeq and is a predicted model, not a curated record. Gene Ontology annotation, molecular function: oxidoreductase activity, acting on paired donors, with incorporation or reduction of molecular oxygen; heme binding; iron ion binding. Lineage: Eukaryota; Metazoa; Arthropoda; Insecta; Diptera; Culicidae. Bases 132 to 1760 code for a protein of 542 amino acids. The transcript has 3 exons.